Lates calcarifer (barramundi perch) is the source of this 11132-nucleotide messenger RNA. RefSeq names its product MAM domain-containing glycosylphosphatidylinositol anchor protein 2. The record is from RefSeq and is a predicted model, not a curated record. Gene Ontology annotation, molecular function: protein binding. NCBI's taxonomy places the organism in Eukaryota, Metazoa, Chordata, Actinopteri, Centropomidae. Gene Ontology annotation, biological process: homophilic cell-cell adhesion. Gene Ontology annotation, cellular component: plasma membrane.
CGCCUCGCUCAUGCCUUUCCUGACGCCGAGCGAAGCCUCCCAUACAGAUGAGCGCUGGAAGCCACGCACCUCUUGACGUAGCCACAGACCGUUUGCGGUGCCACUCGGUCUCCGUAGCACGUAUUGCGCAACGUGACUGAUGCUCAACUGGCGACCACGGCGGGCACAUCCGGCUCUCACCGUCGCGUGAAUCCAUUUAGAAAGUGGUCUCAUAACGCCGAGGCGACAGCGGGCAUCGCGGAGGAGCUGUAGAGGAACCAUCCGCCGCUGCUCAGCGGACUGGACCCUCCCCUUGUCAUUGCCACCGGUUAGAGAUGAGUUGAGCGCGCGGCGUCGGGGUGCAGUCGUGCUGUGACUGUGUGAGCGCACGAGCCUUCGCCGUAGUAUUGCCAAAAGCAGCUUGACGACUUUUAUCCCCCCCCCCACCUCCUCCAAGGUGAUGAAAACGGUGAGAAUUUGACUGUGGCUGUUUGUAUACAGCAGAGGUGAUGGCUUCGUCUGACAGCAUGCAGUCACUGCAGCAGCAGCAUCCGCGGAGCGAACCGUGGCCACAGCUGGAAUAGAGGAGCUAUGUCCGUGGGUACCGAGCCUCCGUCCGCCGCUUGUAGUCGACAGCAACUAAGCGCCCCGUCGGUUUGCCGCCUCGGGGGUCUUCGCUAAAGUCCAGGGACAGACGGUUUUCUGAGGAGCGCACCUACCUGGAGUCGAGGAGAGGUUGCUGUUUGUUAUAAGGCCGGGCUCUCUGCAGCCCACUCCCCAAGCCUGCCCGCUUCUCCGCAUCCUCGGCAGCGUCUCCGUUUGCCGCGAGCGCUGCGCUUCUUGACUUCAUAGCAGUGGACAUCAACAACAUCAUCCCUACCUGAGUCCGUUUGCCUCCUGCGCACAUAAAUACCUUUACAUACUGAGACUAAAUUAAUCGACGUGUGGAUCGGAGCAGUGCUGCUGUGUCUAUGCACCUCAGUUACACCUCCCCGGAGAGGACUUUUUGCCAUUGAGAGCUGGAUAUGCAGAGAUUAACGUGAAAGGAUGGAUCUAAUUAUCUGUGUUUUGGGGCUGCUGGCGCUGGUCGUGGAGGGCAUCCGUUGCCAAGGAGUGUAUGCACCUCCGACUGUCCGCAUUAUACACUCAGGGCAUGCCUGUAAUGUUGAGGAAGAGAGGCACACUGAGAGAGUCUACACCAUCAGAGAGGGAGAGACCCUGGAGCUCACCUGUCUGGUGACGGGACAUCCUCGGCCACAGAUCCGAUGGACCAAGACAGCCGGCAGUGUGUCGGACCGUUUCCAGGACUCCAGUGUGUUCAAUGAAACGUUGCACAUUGCAAAGAUCCUGAGGACCCAGGGAGGUCGCUACUACUGCAAGGCUGAGAAUGGCCUCGGCUCGCCUGCCAUCAAGUCCAUCAGGGUGGACGUCUACUACCUUGACGACCCGGUGGUGACGGUGCACCAGAGUAUAGGAGAGGCUAAGGAACAGUUCUACUAUGAGAGGACCGUGUUCCUGCGCUGCGUGGCCAAUUCAAACCCGCCAGUCCGCUAUAGCUGGCACCGCGGGAGAGAGGUCCUGACACAGGGCUCAGACAAGGGCGUGGAGAUCUACGAGCCGUUUUUCACACAGGGGGAAACAAAGAUUCUGAAGCUGAAGAACCUACGUCCUCAGGACUAUGCCAACUACAGCUGCAUUGCCUCUGUCAGAAAUGUGUGUGGGAUCCCUGACCGCAGUGUCAUCUUCAGACUCACCAAUAAGACAGCAUCUCCAUCCAUCAAACUGCUGGUGGAGGAUCCAAUCGUGGUGAAUCCUGGCCAGACGGUAUCGUUGGUGUGCAUCACCACAGGUGGGGAGCCUCCCCCCACACUCACCUGGGUCAGCAGUAAUGACAGCCUGCCACAGAGGAGCGUGGUGAAGGGGGGCACGCUCACACUGCCAGCCAUCACCUCAGAUGAGGCAGGGAUCUACAGCUGCGUGGCCAGCAACAAUGUGGGAAACCCGGCCAAGAAGUCCACAACCAUUGUGGUGCGAGCUUUGAAAAAGGGCAGAUUCUGGAUCACUCCUGACCCCUACCACAACGAUGACAACAUCCAGAUCGGACGGGAAGUGAAGAUAUCUUGUCAGGUGGAGGCGACUCCACCAGAGGAGCUGACAUUUAGCUGGCUGAAGAACGGGCGCGCCCUGCGGAGCUCAGAGCGUAUGGUCAUCACCCAGACGGACCCUGACAUCUCCCCCGGGACCACCAACCUGGACAUCAUAGACCUCAAGUUCACUGACUUUGGCACAUACACCUGCGUGGCGGCGCUGAAGGGAGGAGGCAUCCCUGAGAUCAGCAUUGACGUCAACAUCUCGUCCACAACUGUUCCCCCCAACCUGACAGUCCCCCGGGGCAAGUCCCCUCUGGUGGCCCGCGAGGGUGACACAGUGGAGCUGGAGUGCCUUGUUUCAGGGAAGCCCAAGCCCAUCAUCCUGUGGUCGCGAGCGGAUAAGGAGGCGCCCAUGCCGGAUGGCAACAUGCAGAUGGAGAGCUACGACGGUGUGCUGCGUAUUGUUAAUGUGUCCAGGGAGAUGACGGGCUCGUACCGCUGCCAGACCAGCCAGUAUAAUGGGUUCAAUGUAAAGCCCAGGGAAGCUGUGGUGGAGCUGAUCGUACAAUACCCUCCAACGGUGGAACCGGUUUUCAUGGAGAUGCGUCAGGGCUUGGGGAGGCCCGUGGUGAUGACCUGCAGGGUGCUGCGAGCCCACCCCUCCCGUGUGCUGCGAUUUGAGUGGCUUCUAUCAAACCGGCUGCUCCACGCCGGAGCCUUUGAUGCCCAAAGAGAUGAGACGGAGUAUACCAUCCGCAGCCUGAAUCGAGACGGCUGGGGGGAGUACACCUGUAAUGUCAUCAAUGAGGCUGGAGCAGGCAAAUGCACCUUCCAGGUUACAGGAAAGGCCUACCCCCCAGAGUUCUACUAUGAUACCUACAGCCCUCUGUGGCAAAACAGACCCAGAGUCUACGGCUUCAAGCUCCAGUGGACCCAGAUGAACCCCAACGCUGUGGACCGCAUCGUCGCUUACAGACUGGGAAUCAGACAGAUGGGGUUGCAGCGCUGGUGGGAGCAAGAGAUCCCUGUGGAUGGAACAAUCAACAAAGGAGAGCUCAUGACGCACAACCUGACUGAGCUGAUAAAGCCUGAAUCCUACGAAGUGCGCCUCACCCCCAUCACACGCUUUGGAGAGGGUGACUCCACCAUCCGUAUUGUCACCUAUAGCGCUCCCAUCAACCCACAUCUGAGAGAGUUCCACUGCAGCUUUGAGGAGGAGCCCAUCUGCAUGUUCACCCAGGACAAGAAUGAUGAUUUUGAUUGGACACGGCAUAGCGCAGCUACCCGCGACACCAAGUAUACACCUAAUACCGGGCCUAGUGGUGAUCGCAGUGGUUCUAAGCAGGGUUUCUACAUGUACAUUGAGACAUCAAGACCACGGAAGGAAGGGGACCAGGCACGGCUUGUGAGUCCAUUUUUCAACGUAGCACCUAAAAACCCUUAUGGUAUCACCAACCCUCCUGCCUACUGCUUCGGCUUCUUCUACCACAUGUAUGGAAAACACAUAGGAACACUGAAUGCCUUCCUAAAGCAGAAAGGCCUGACAACCUCCGAGGGUCCCGUGUGGUCGCUAAGUGGUAACCAAGGUGACCGCUGGAAGCAGGCCAAAGUAAGCAUCCAUCCGACAGCGUCCUUUCAGGUGGUACUGGAAGGUGUCCGGGGACCUGGCAUCGAGGGAGACAUCGCCAUCGAUGACGUCACGCUGGAAGAAGGGGAAUGUCGAGACCCACCGCCCAAUCUCAGCUCCACGGCUCCGUCCUCAUCCCCCCAUAUAUGGCUGCUAUGCAUCACCUUGGUGAUGACCCUCCUAGAAGGUCAAAGGUGACCCUUCUCUCCGUCACCUCAGAGGCGAAUAUUCAGACCCACCGUCUGUGAGCUAUACCCUCGGCAUCCAAUCACCAAAGAUUCAUGCAUCCUGAAAGCAGCAGGGGUCCCCUGACGGACCACGGAGGGACCGAAAUAAAGAAAAGAGAGAAAAAAUAGUGAUAAAAAAGUUACACAAAAAGUAAUAAAGAAGAUGCGCUACUUUUUUUAAAAAGACCUCUUUUACAGAAACCACUCCUCGAUGCAGGACUCGGGACGUCUUUACGAGCACAAAGACAGGUGGGUGAUGAGUGAGCCUGGACUUUGGCGAAAGAGUUCACAAGCGUCGAGGGAGGACAGUUUGUAAAGCACAAGAACAAUUUUAUGAAGUUAUGAAAAUAUCUUUGGAAGGCGGCGGAAUAUAGACACUGCUGACUUUUUGAAGAGGAAAUAACAUUUCCCUGCUUACAAAUACAUGAAAUCAGACCUUUCUCUGUGUAUCUUUAUCUUCAUUUUCUUGCACCAGAUGCCAAUCACCGACACUUGUUUUUCACUCUAGCCCAGCCUCACAUCACACCUUGACAUUUCUUUAUCUGCUUGGUGCUGUACUGUAGAAAAACAAGGACUCUGGCAACAUUUAGUUCUGUCUGCUUACUCCCCUGUAGCUGCCUAUGUAUCUUUUAACACUGUGCUCACGAGUCCAAGUGGCCAGCCGACAGUAUGGUGGCAAAACAAUAAAUGCAGAAGAAUCAGCAGAGGUGUAGACAGCUGGACUGGAGGGCAGAAAGAAGUUCAAGUUUAUGAGCUGCAAUGAGAGGAAGAGGUGGAAAGAGGGCAGAGAGGGGAGAUGUUAAAGGGAGGAAGAGUGGAGGGAGAGGAGGAACAGGCAGAGAGUAGAGAAAGGUCUGAUUAGUGAGGCCUGACUCGAAUAUUCAGUCAGCGGUCUGUCUGUGGAACAGAAGCCACUUUACUUUCUGCCAUGAAACAAAGUGCCUUCAGAUUACAAACCGAAUCGUGAGCCUGGGUGUUAAUCAACAUCGAACACAUCUCUGUUCAUGUUUCCUCUGAUGGGCUAUUUUCUACAUGUUUCUUUUGCCCCACAAGUGCUGAUGGGAGGGCAUGCGUGUUCAGAGGGAGUAUGGGGGUUGUGCAACACCCGGAUUUUACUCCUGAUGGGACAGUUGCCUAUGUGUGCGUGUGUGCGUGUUUGUUUGUAUGCGUGUGUUUGUGUGUGUGCAUGCGCCUAAGCCUAUGCCUAUGCCUAUGCGUAGUUCAAUGUGAGGGCAGCCGACCAGGCAGUGCUGGCAGACCCCGAGCACAGGUUUGGAAACAAUUUGGACAAAAACAGCGGCAACAGUGAAAGUGAGGCUCUGGAUAUUUUUUCGUAGAAAGACAGUUUAAGAUCAUACGGGAGGAUAAAGACACUUCGUCGAAUGAAUACCCCACUCUCUCUUCCCAUAAUUCUCUUUCCCUGCGGGCGAGCAUUUUUUAACAAAAGAAAAGAACAACUGCUGAAUAAAACAUUGCGUUGUACAGGGAGGAGAGUAGGAACCUUGGGACUGCAGGCUUCUUUAGGGUGAUUCGCCUCACCCCUGUCCUCCACCAUUUAUAUGGAACAAUAUGAGAAUAAAAGAUAAUAAUGACCAUAAUAAUAGUCAUGAUAUUUUAUUACUCUAGCGAGAAUGUUUCUCUGCUUUUACACAAACUGUGAAGAUUGACUGUGGAAGAUCUACCUGAGACCAUAACCUUAACCAGCGGGGUUUUUAAAAAAUGUAUUGUAAAAAAGAGAAAAUAAGAAAAUGAAAAAUUCCGUUCAUUGUUGGUUAUGACAAAUGUUUUGAGGACUUGUGUCUUGUUUCUUAUUUUUUCUGUUGAAGAUGACUUAACUUCCUUUCUCUUCUUGUUGUCUCCCUUUGCAUUGCUGAAGUAUCAAAGCUGAUGGAAGCAUAAGAAGUAAACCAAUUUGGUAACUGUAUAACUUGUAAAUGUUAAAGAAGCUCUAUUCAAAGGUUUAUGAUAAAUGUUUUAUGUUGGAGUACAGGAAGCACAACAUACAGUUCAAGGUCUCAACAUAUAAAAUUCAUUUUAUAUUUCUCUGCACAUACGUGACCUACUUCCACAAAUUCAGGCUUAUCUACACUCUGAAAGUCCACGUUUAACAGCAAAUUGAUCAUUUUUUACUUGUUGCAUUCAUAUUUAUAGUGCAACCACAAUGCUAGAGAACGCAAAAGGAACCCAGUCAAGAGUAUAAAUGAAAUUUUCAUGAAUGCCAACUGGGUAAAUGUUCAUGGUGUUGUGGUUGUUCAGCGUAUGUAGCCUCUUCAGUGGAAGCCUGGGUUAGUCUGAGUGGGUCGUGUACAUGUGUGAGCAUAAAGCUGUGUACAAUAGGUGUGAUGAGAAACUGAUACAUGUAAAGAAGAUAAAUAUGCUAAGCAAAACAGAGCAGAAUGAUGAACAUUUCAGGGCAUCCUUACAAUAUCAUUAUGGUCUGUAUGAUGUUAUUACAGAGAUGUAUUCACAGGUAUUAUAUGCUAUCCAUUUCUGUUUUGUAUUUGUUUUUUUGUUUUUGUUUUUUUAGAUAAUUUCAGACAUUUUCAUUUCUAUGUUUUUAUUUCCAAAAGGCCCAGAUCACAAUGAAUGUAAAUGGCGUUCUGGGGAGAGUUGUUUUUUUACAUUCUUACUAGGUGUAAUGUUUUACUUCAGCAUAUGUUUUUUGUGUGCUUUUGAUGAUGAGAACUUUCAGACUUUCAUAGGUUGUUUUGGGUACAUCAAGAACAAGAGGUUCAUCUGACUUUGACACAGACUUUGACACAAUUUCCAAAAAUAUAAGUUCAAAAAAAAUAUCCAUUAGCUAGUCGCUAUAUCCUCUUGUGGUAUAGAAGGUAAUGAAAAGUGCCAUGAGUAGUCGUCACUGUUACUAAGUAUGGAUAUGAGUUUCCUAAGAUAUUUUGGUAACUGUUCCUUUUACAGCCACUCUAAGCACCUGGUCAGUUCAUGAUGAGAACAGAAAAUCAGAACAUGAUAGCUGCUGGAUUUACAUAAAAGAACAUAUUUGAUAUAAUUUUGGUAUUGUUACCAUUGAUUUAAAGGAAUAAUGUAACAUUUUGAGAAAUGUGUGUAUUCGCUUUCUUGCCUUGUCAGUUAAAUAUGAAGCUACAGCCAGAAAACCAUUAGCUUAGCUUAGCACAAAGACUGGAAACAGAGAAACAGCUAGCUUGGCUCUGCCUGAACAAAAUCCACUAAUUGUAUAUCUUUGGUUUAAUCUGCUCUACAAAAACCAAAGAGUAAAAACAAGACGUUGCAUUUUAUGUGUGUUGCCAGGAAACUAUCAAAGAUGUCAGGAAGUCACUGCUCCCAGUCAAGAAAUAGUCUGUCACAUAACCCCUGUAAAACCACAAAUUGUUGGAACGUUUUUGUACAAAUUAAACAACAAUUAAACAAGAUAUAACAUCAUUUGUGAGCUUUAGAGGUGUCUGCAAGCUGAUUUUGGUUUCAUUUUGAUUCAGUUUCCCCUGUUUCCAGUCUUUGUGUUAAGCUAGGCUAAAUGUCUGCUGCCAUAAGAGUGAUAUCAAUCUUAGCCAACUGUGGACAAGUAAGUAAGUGUAUUUCUUUAAAUGUUAAACCAUUCCUAUUUGUAUGGAGCUAGAACCAGGAGGUGCUUAUCAGCUAGCUUUGCUCUCUCCGGAGUUCAAAAAUAACCCCUAAAGCUCACAAAUUUACAAGUGUUUCACAAAAUGUCAAACUAUUGCUUUAGAGUUUAAAAGUAUGCAAAACUUUCUCUGUGUAUUUCCUCUCAGUCACUACACUGUAAAACUUGUUUUGUGUAUAUUGAAUUAUAUCAGCAUUAACCUUUCACAGACUAUGACAGACCCCAUUUUUAUCCUAGUUUUGUGGUGAACAUUAUUAAAUAUUGGGUAUAUUCAUACAUAGCUGUAAAAUGUUCAUUUGGGUUAAGGAAAUAUUGUCUAUUUUUCCCAGAAGAGUCAUUGUUUGUUUCCAUGGUAUUACAGCUCUCACCGUAUCCUUGAUUUCCAUUUCUGUGCAACUCAUACACCCUAAGUCAGCCUCUGCCCUUUGUGUGUAUGAGGGAUAUGAGCCCAGUGAGUGGCUUACACACUCAGCUCUGCUCUAUUUAUUGAUAAAAGUCCUCUAAGCUACUUCAAAGUACAAUUGGAGGGGAUUAAGAGUUUUUGAAUAUGUAAACAGUGGUAUGUGACAGUUUGCUUUCUUGCAGUCUUUACUGACUCUAUUCUAACAAUGAGAGGCUUCUGUAGUUGUGGAAAGUGGGAAGUGUUCAUAAACUAACUAACUAAGGGGGAAUGGGUUUGAGGUAUUUCUAGUGUCUAUUUAGUUUAGCUGCUGGAGCUGAGUGUGUUUGUUUUUCCAACCAACGCAUACAGUAUCAGAUGUUUCUCACAACAGCUAAUUAAGUUUUACGCUCACUCAAGAAGAGUUGUGGUAAUAGUGCCAUUAUUUUAAAUAGAUUCUUAUGGAAAUCUUUUUUUUUCUCUCUUCUUCUUGGCAGACCUUUCACAAUAACAUGACAUGUAAAGGUCUCUAUUUAUUUAGUUAUCUCUAAGAAUGGUGAUGUAUAUAUUAUAGGUACAGCAAUCUAGUACAACUGUCAAUAUUAUUAUUAAUAUUUAACAUUGGUCAAACAGAGAUUAGCACUGAGGCAGGUGGAGCACUGAAGUCAUGUCUGCAUUAACUUUUUGGCAUCAGCUGUUUCAUUCAAGCCCUAAAAUCACUAGCUCAAUCAACUGAGUAAUAAUGUCCAGUCAUAUUCAUGUGGGUGUAAAGGGCAACCAUUAUAACCUGAUACUUCUCACUAUUACUCUGCUGAUACACUUAUGCCAAUGUUGCAUGUUCCUCAGUCACUUUAACCUCCUAGAGAGCAGAGCCUUUUCACCAACUCUAAGUAUGUAAUCAUUUUCUAUAAAUGGUCAACUCCUCGACCGAAACUUAGUUAUUUGUCGUUGCCAUCAUGUCAAAAAGGUGUUGUUUGUUAUUGUUUGUUAUUUUUGAAGCUGCACAUUGUGAUUGUCUGGUAUUUGACUAUAUUAUGUUUAUGCCCCUCUAAGUAAAUGUACAUGAGGUGAACAAAACUUUAGGGCACCUUUCAAUAAGAUGCAAUCAGUUAAAACUACCAGAAAGUACAGCCUGAAAAUGCACUACAGAAUUCAUUCAACUUAAAAAGCUAAAGCAUUAAAGCUUAUAGUUUUAACAAAUACUGAACAUUAAAAAUAAGGUGUUUGAGUCAAUUAUAUUGCAUUGCUUUACAUUGCACUGGUCACAGUAUAUACAAGAAAUUGCCUUUUUCCUUUGUAACGCUGCUGAAAGCAAACAACACAAGUCGAUCUUUAUUGCAUGGAAAAGGCAAUAACCAUUUGGUAGGUGGGAGGAGGGAAGCAGUAUGCAGUGCAGUGUAUAGAGACAGAAAUAAUGUUUGCCUUUUUGAAUUUAGUUUCACCUUUCUGAAAACAUGAGACAUUUGACUUGCUACCUUUGUUUAAGAUAUAUGGCUCAUAUUAAUCUUAAUUAAACUGAAAAGAAAUCUAUUGUUGAUAUGGUAAGGUCCUGGACUACCAAGGAAACAAACAAGGACUUGUUUUCAAUGCUGUUUCAUGUUAGAUUCUUUUUUAAAAAAAAAUCUGUUAUUUCUUUUGUGCAUUUAUGAAUAUAUGAAUGAAUUAUGCAGUUGUGCAUGAAAAUACCCAGUGCUUAGAUUAAUACCAUUAAAAUGGAGGUACUGUAGCAUUAAAGGAUGGGGUCUGUCAGAGUUUGUGCAGGCUGUAGACUGAACUUAAUUGCUGUAACAUGCAGUAUGUCGAAACAAUUUCCCAGGUUCCUUGGUAAAUUUGAUUAAAACUAUCCAUGUGAGUAGAACCAUGGCCAGUUGGGAUGUGAGAAAAUUUCAUUUAAAACAAAAUAUUGCCUUAAUUCCUAGAAAGUGCAUACCUCGUAAUAUUAUAAACUACAUGAAGAGAAGAAAGUUGAGUCCUGUUCAGUCAUGCUACUAAACUCAGGCAGCUCCCAACUGUGAUGUAGUUACCUGAAUAGUGUUUUAAAAGAAAUUUAGUUGUAAUUAUCACAUUUUUACCUGCUUAGUUACAGCUGUGAUAUCUGAUAGUUUGUUGUUUUUAACUGGUAUUUAACUGCUCCAUAGGUCUCUAAAAGGAACAGUCCCAAUAUUUCUUUCUGAGUGAAAAUGUUCUCAUUUUCUGUUUAACCUGAGAAGGGCUUUGUCACAUUGUGCUAUUCAUCGCACUAUUUUAGCUCCCCCCUAAAAAAAAUAUUCAAUUCCACUAGCGUGAUAUAAUAGCAGCUGGUAGCCCUAAUUAUCACUAUACACACCCAGCUUUCUUGGUAUUGAUUCAGCAAAGGCAUUGACCGCCAAAAGGGAGAAAAGCACUGUGGUUAGGUACGAGUAGCGCCGGCAGAAUUGCCAGUCACAGUCAAAAGUGUUCAUAUGAACGACUCAAACAGAAACAAAAUAUCUGUCAUAUUAAACCUGAAACUUUACCACAGCAGUGAAUUCUUUUUCAAGAGUAAAAUGGCCAUUUUAAUGUGGUGCAUUCCUUUCACUUCCACACAGUGGCUAGGCAGUAGUGAGUGACUUGUCGACAGGAGGCUGUCUGCAGUCUCACUAAAUAACUGGAAAAGGUAGACACAUUUCAGAGAUCUCAUUUUACUCUGUCAGGGAUGAAGCAGUGUGUCGCUAUUUGAUGGCAUGGCUGCUCAGUGUGACAACUUUACCAGUGGGGAAAACUGCCACCUCUUGGUGCCUAGUGUUUCUGGUGUUGGAGUCAAUCUCACUACUUCUCGAUGGCUUUCCUCUCCUGUCUGUCCUCUUUUUCUCUUUUCACUUGCUUUGAUCAGGAGUCACGGGCAAGGCAGGAGCAACAUCUACACAGACUCCCUUUUGUCAUUUACCAUCAGUGCAGCAGACUGUGUGCGGGAUGACAAAAUGAAGAUGUUUGCCACCGUCAAGAAAUGGCCCCCCUUCAUUCUUAAAAACCCAUGGAAAUUAUGAGAUUUGAUGCUGUAAUAUCAAGGUUGUUGAGAAAGCUGUGUUUCAGUGAUGUUAUUUAUCUUGUUCUGUGCUGACACCCUGUAAUGAUGACCUGUCACUCUUCUCUGUUUUGUGCUCUAUAUUUAUAUAUGAUCAGGCUUCUUUUUCACUGUAUUUCUUUGGAUUUAUCACCCAUUUUUUGUGCCAUACCUGCAACUAAUGAAAAAAUAAAGAAAAGGAAUAUUUUA